Messenger RNA from Mizuhopecten yessoensis (Yesso scallop), 962 nucleotides. RefSeq lists its product as uncharacterized. The record is from RefSeq and is a predicted model, not a curated record. The transcript has 3 exons. The coding region runs from base 122 to 493 and encodes 123 amino acids. Lineage: Eukaryota; Metazoa; Mollusca; Bivalvia; Pectinida; Pectinidae.
GUAUACAUAUCAAACAGCCGUUACCGUUAGACAUUAUAGCUACCGAAUACCGGGAGACAGUACCCCCUCGUUGAACGCGAAACUAUCUCCCCACAAAACAAACACAGCAUUGAUAAUCAAGAUGUCUCAACGAGAGGCUCGCCCUGUUUCCUUCGUUAGCACCACUUCGCACCACUCCUCGGUACCGCUUCCUGGAGGAAAUGCCACAGCCACGGGGCCGUCAUCCAACCCAGCCACCGCAAGUCAUCAAAUGUGGACGGCGUAUCAGGGUCCAGUACUCUACACAGGACCUGAUGGAAACCGCCACCACCGUACGACGACAUUCGAGAGGUUUCAAAUGGUAGGAGAGGGCGACCGGUCAACAGAAGUGACGAGUCAGACGGGUUACCUUAACAGACCUCCCCCCGGCCAGGCAUUCCCUAAGGCUAAAAAUGGACAGGUUGGCGAGAUCGGUUGGCCCGUAGAUACGUUUAAAAUAUACAAAGGGAUAUAACUGAACUUCCUUGUUGAAGUUUGCAAUAUGGCAAGAAACUUAUUAUUAUCAUUUUAAUUCAGUUUUACAUCAACAGACUUUCACCUACAGCGAUUAUCAUGAACUUUAUAAUUUAAAAGACACUUGCGGUCAACUCAUAUACUUAUGAACCUUUACGCUAUGGUAUGGUAAAAAUAUGUCAGUUCAUUUUCGAUGACCUUCAGGACAAGCAGACUACGCAAGGCAUUCGAUGUGGUACUACUUGCAAACAGUUAAACGCUGUAAAAGGAAACUGCACUCUUUUUGCAUGCCUAUCUCCUUGUUUUUGAAGCUCUUCUAAUGCAAUUUGUAUGUUGCACUAAGCAGCACAUCAUGUGUACGGUUCGUUAAAUGCCGUUGAGGUGUUAUCAAAUAAAUGUUUCUUUCAUUUUACAAUCUGAACUUUAUCUAUGAGUAAGUAAAGCAGAAUGUUAAUAAAAAUCAAAUAUUA